AUGGACGAAAACCAUGCUAUCCAGUACCUGGAAUCCUUGAUUGGUCAGACGCUCCGGGUGCACGCGACAGACACGCGCAUUUUCGUGGGCAACUUCAAGUGUACAGAUGCGGCCCGCAACAUUAUUCUCGGAAACACCUUCGAGUACCGAUUCCCAUCCUCGUCAGCCGUUCGAGAUGCUGCAACCGAUGCAAGCGCGCUUAGUCAAGACUCGGGGACAGCGGCGGAUUCGGCGAGCGUCAAGGUCAAUAUGACGAGUCGAUUUAUUGGGCUGGUGGUUGUUCCCGGUCAGCACAUCACGAGAAUCGAGCUGGAAGAGACCCCACAGCAGAGUCGGGUGCGUGAGACGCUCAGGAAAUCAUAA
This is a messenger RNA of Aspergillus steynii IBT 23096, 363 nucleotides long. RefSeq names its product LSM domain-containing protein. The record is from RefSeq and is a predicted model, not a curated record. Bases 1 to 363 code for a protein of 120 amino acids. The transcript is spliced from 2 exons. Gene Ontology annotation, cellular component: NatC complex. NCBI's taxonomy places the organism in Eukaryota, Fungi, Ascomycota, Eurotiomycetes, Eurotiales, Aspergillaceae.